Messenger RNA from Linnemannia hyalina, 1635 nucleotides. Lineage: Eukaryota; Fungi; Mortierellomycota; Mortierellomycetes; Mortierellales; Mortierellaceae. The record is from the annotation of a GenBank genome assembly.
AUGGCGACCAAAGCGACCAUAGCACCAACAACCGCGGCAGCCAGGAACCCCUUCGAGGUGCCUGAACUCAUUCACCGCCUCGGUCGAUUCGUCACCCUAAAGGAUGCAUGCUCAUGCGCACUCGUCUCAAAGACCUGGACCAACCACUUUAUGUCUGCCGCCUGGUUCAGCGUGGACUUCAACGUGCACCCCCGAUUUGCCGACCUUUCGCCAGCUAUCAUCACCAAGAAUGGACAUCUUAUUCGAGUUGUCAAGAAUGCCAAGUCGCUUCCUCAGGUCACUGUCCUCGCCAAUGCAAGUGUCCGCGGGCUGAAGGAUCUACAUAUCGACCCCACGGCCUCCGUCCUUCAACAUGUGCGCGCCUAUGAGAUCGUACACAGGAACAACAACAGUCUACAAGAUCUCCAUCUAUUUGCGACUCUUUUAGUCUCUAACAUAGAGGAUUCUUUGAUCCAUUAUGUCUCUACAUCUGCCUUGACUCCAUCCUUAUCUGAAACGCUGCCUAGCCCAUCUAGACUCAGGUCGCUGGAGAUCCAAAACAUGUGCCUGACCCACGACGGUUUAGCCGCCAUCCUUCAAGGGUGCCCUAAAUUGUCUGAGCUGAAAUUGCCUUUCACCGAUAUCGUUGGAACUCCAACCCAGUCUUUUCAGCACACUGGAGUUACCCUAUUCUUCGCAUUCCUUAAGAGCAUCUAUGAUGCUGCGCCAGGCAGCCGUUCAUUGUUGGACUAUUUUCCGGCCUUGACAACUUUGUCAACUUACAGCCUCAAUUCGGUUUCCAUUCCUGCAUCCAGGAUCAAGGAGGACACGAGGCGGUACUGUCCUUAUCUAACGGGAUAUCGGUUGCAGGACCAGACAGGCGCCAUUGUCCCAGAGUUCCUCGUCAACAUUGCCCACAAUAUAUCCGAAAUCGUAUUCGUUCAUAAACAAAUAUCGCUAGAGACCAUCACGGCCAUUCUCCUGCAUCAGUCAACCUUGACGUCUGUUUUGCACUUUUAUGUGCACCAAGAUCUUGAUCUUGAAGAAGCGAAUAUCGCUCCAGUGUCGACACAUUUCGAAGGAUCUUCUCAGUAUUUACAGUUGAUCCCGAGAUGCUGUUCACGGUUGGACAUCCUGGACCUUCAUUUUCAGGAGAUGAAUAUGGAUGUUGUCGAGCAAGGCAGUUGGGUUUGCAAGGACAUAAGUACACUUCGUAUCAGGAUCAAGGGGCUGGACACGGAGGAGAAGAUUCUGAAGGCGAUUGCACUAUGGCGCAAGGGAUGCUGGAGGCGUUGGCAGAGGAAGGCGGGUACCCCGGUGGUGGAAGAGGAAGGGGAGAAAGGGGAGGAAGGGAAGGAGCAAAGCAAGACUGAUCUUUCGAUUGAGGCCCGGGUUGCUCCUGACUCGACUUGCCCAUCUGGACUACUUGAACUUGAAUGGUGGGCGGAUUUGACAUAUGAUCUGACAGCCCUCUCUUCGGCGACAAGGCUGAAGGCCUUGCAGAUUAAAGAGUACUUCGAACUCGAUGGACCUAGACAGUUUAUCACAAGGCUGCAUCUGUCGUCAGAGUUUGCCUUGUUCGAGCUCAGGAUGCUUCGUGGAUGGCCAGCACUGGAAUCCUUGGGCUUAGAUAUCCAUUCGACAGCUGCAGAGUGA